Messenger RNA from Xenopus laevis (African clawed frog), 8393 nucleotides. RefSeq names its product spectrin repeat containing, nuclear envelope family member 3 L homeolog (gene syne3.L). The transcript is spliced from 37 exons. Lineage: Eukaryota; Metazoa; Chordata; Amphibia; Anura; Pipidae. Gene Ontology annotation, molecular function: actin filament binding. The record is from RefSeq and is a predicted model, not a curated record. Bases 2 to 4774 code for a protein of 1590 amino acids. Gene Ontology annotation, cellular component: cytoplasm; meiotic nuclear membrane microtubule tethering complex; nuclear envelope. Gene Ontology annotation, biological process: nuclear migration.
GAUGGAAAGCUGUAUCCGUAAUAGCUGCCCUUGCUCAGUGACAUGCCGCCUAGUUACUGGCUCUCGCCCGUGCCCGCCACAGCUACCUAUUUCUCCUCGUCUCACCCAAGCACUGGAGUUGACUUGCCCUGUCUCACCACAGCCCUUGAGAAUAGAAAAAUUACAGUUCCAGCCCCAAAGCAUUGUGCCAGCAGUUCCCUGGACGAGCUGUCCUUAUAUAGCCUGGCAGCAGACGGCGCCCUGCGCCUGCCAGUCGGCUCAGUACAGUGACACAGGAAGAGGGGGAGGAGCCACUCACAAAUUACGCGUUUCAAAUCCGGUCCCCGCUGACUGCCUUCUGCUUUCAAUAGUGACCCGAUACUGGCCAGGACAAUACCGGACCCUUUCCGUCCCUGAUUUUUCAAAUGAGAUGACUCAAGUGCCGCAGCGUGAAUUUGAGACCAGCUGGGAGAAUGCUGAAACCUGGAUGAAAAAUGUCCAUGAGAGACUGAAGAUCAAUGAUAACACUGAAGGGCCCAGACCUGCCCUGGAGGCCAGGCUCAGGGAGACAGAGAAAAUCUGUGCUCUGGAGCCUGAAGGCAAAUUACUCUUGGACAUGGUUCUGAUGGCAGCAGAAAAUCAUCUCAGCAAGAGUAGUGAGGAAGAGAAACAUGAAAUUCACAUCAAGCUAGGGAAAAUAAAGUGCAUGUUUGAGGAGACCACAGUUUAUAUGACACACUGCCACAGUCGCAUCGAGUGGGUUUGGCUGCACUGGAAUGAGUACCUGAAAGCCAGAGAUGAGUUUUAUCUGUGGGUCCAUAAUAUGAAACUGACCCUGGAACCAGAUGUGGAACUUCAGCUGGGCCUUAAACAGAAGCGCUGGCACUAUGAACAAGCACAGGUUCUUCUAAGAGAUGUCAACAACCAGUCAUGCCUCUUGGACAGACUCCUGGAGGAAGCUGCCUCCUUAUACAACAGGAUUGGAGACCCCAGUGUGGAUGAGACAGUGCAGAAAGAAAUGAUGACUGAAUACAAACAAAUAAAGAGGAAAGCCAAGGAAAGGACCAGUCAUCUUGAAAAUAUAUUGAAAGAACAUGAAGCCUAUUAUAGUGAUGUCAAUAAAUUCCAGUCUUGGCUGAAUAGUGUGAUUGAAAAGCUGAAGUGCUGUGUCGGAGAGGCCACAGAGUCUACAGAAUACAGGCUCAGUAUGCUGCAGGAAAUCAGCAAGGAGGUACAGAGUGGUGGUAAGGAACUGGAAGACCUUGAGAGAAAGUCACUAGAGGUGAUAAAGAAUACAUCCCCUCUAGGAGCAGAAGAAAUCUGCAAGGAGCUGGAGGAGCUGCGCAAAGCUCUAGCAGAUCUCAAACGCAUGAAUAAUGAUGAAGAAGAGAGUCUUCUCAAGGCUCACAGCUCUGAAAAUGCCUUCCUACUUUUGGCCAGGCAACUGGAAGCCAACAUCAAUGAGUUCCGAAAAGCCAUCCAGAGACUGGAGGAGAGUCUGGAAUCAGGAGAAAGGGUGAAAAGUGAAGAUGAGCUGCUAGCUCUGUGGAAAACAUUAAACGCCACCAAGUCUGCUUUAGCAGCAGAGGAAACAAAAGGUGAAGGGGUAAAGGUUCAGCUGAAGGAACUCUUCAAGUUCUCCAAAGAUGUGCAGCCACUUUCUGAUGGAGUCAUAGCUGCAAUCCGGGAAUACCAAAGGGCUAAAAGCAAAGCCUUCAAGGUAAGCACUGAGACUGAAUCAGCACUCAAACAGCACUUCCGGAUUCCACUGCUGGAAUUCCAGCACUGGAAACGCAUAUGUGAGAGAGUCCUGGAUACCACAUCAACUCCUGUGAGCGAUGCUGUUCUGAACCAUGACUGCUUGCUACAGAUUGAGAAGUUGCUGGAGGAGAGUGCCAAUAUAGAAGACAAACUGAGUAUUCUACAGACAAAGAAGGAACGAAUCAGCGGGGUGCUUGGUGAACAGAAGGCAAAAGCCUUUCUCACUGAGGUGGCAUCUGCUUCAAGGGAAAGGGAUUCUCUCCAUGUUGUUCUUCUGGAAAGAAAGGAAACCUUACUGAGUUUGGCUUCCCAGAGUAAAGAAUUUGAUGCUGCUUUUGAGCAUUUGCGGAAAAAGGUGUCAACCAUAAGAAUCAAAGCUGGCAAAGAAAGCGAAUUACAGCCUGACCUUGUAGGGAAAGAGACACAACUGCAGAGAUUUGAGAUGUUUAAGGAUGAGUUGCUGAAAUUGGAACCUGAAUUUAAAGUGGUAGCUUCAAUGGCUGAAUCAAGUCCCACUCACAAGCUUAAAGUCAGCCAGCUGUCUUCAGAAUACAUUACCUUGCACAAGUCACUUGAGAUUAACAAACGAAAAAGCAAAACAUACAUUAAGGACCAUCUGAUAUUCAAUGACAAACUGCUAGAUCUUCAGCGCUGGCUCAUGGUGACAAGGCAGGAGUUGGAAUCAUUUCAGGAUAGCAAUGGGCAUUGGGAUGUUGAGUCCCGAGAGAAGGAAAUACAGAUAUUGCUGUCUGAGAUAACAGAAAAAGAUAUCCAGCUACAACAGGUAGACUCUCAAGGUUUAUUAGUGAUGGAGACCUCCUCUGCAGAAGGAGCUGCUCACAUUCAGAAUGAGCUGAGGCAGCUUAAUGCCUCCUGGGUGUCUCUGAAAUUACUCUGGGAAGCACUAGCAAGAACAUUUAAAGACAGAGAGCUACAGAGACUGGCACUACUGCCACCUAAAAUUACAUAUGAGAACUCCAUAAAUCAGACAACUGACCUCCUCCCCGAUACGGAACUACACUGGACUGCGUCUCAAUCUGAUAAUGGCAGCAAUGAGAUGAACAACAGUAAUGAUUCUGAAGAAUUUGGACCAAGUGGAAUUGUGGGCAGUUCUGAAGAGUUUGGACCAAGUGGAAUUGUGGGCAGAAUUGUCUAUGACACCAGUCCCCAGAGUGUAACAUUAACAUCUGAGAAAAGCCGAAUACCACAAAGAACAAACAAAACAACCAGUGUCCUUCAGGAAAAUGAUCCAUCAUCCACAACAACAGAAUCUGAGAAGAGUUCAGUGGAAAUAAAUACUAGCAUUACCAGCAUUACCAGUGACUCUAGUCAAUCCGGGAUAACUGUGAGGUCAGACAAGAGCCGAAUACCAACGAGGGUAAACCAAACAUCCAGUCCCAGUGUUCAGCUUGGAAAUGGCUCAUCCUUUACACCAGGAGAGUCUGGGAGGGACCCAAAUAUAAAGACUGGGCUUUUGAAUGACACCAGUCCUCCCAAUGUAACAGUCAGAUCAGACAAUAGUCAGAUACCAAGGAGGAGAACACAAGCAUCCAGCAGUGCCUAUGACAGCAGUCUCCCCAGUAACUCAGACAAUGAUCAAACACUUCUGGGGAAAAAACAGGCAUCCAGUUCCAGUGUUCUUCAGGUUACUGAUCCACUUAUACCUUCAGCGGAUGCUAUGGAGAGUUCAGGCACUUAUUCUGGAACUGCCUACUUUACCAGCCCAAGGAACAUAACAGUCAGAUCAGAUGAUAACCGGAUAGCACCAAGGAUAAACCAGUUGUCCAGCAAUAUGGAAGAUCCAGUCAGCACAUCAGAGGAGUCUGGAAAGAGUUCAAGCACCUUAAAGAUAAAUACUGGAACUGCCUACUUUACCAGCCCAAGGAACAUAACAGUCAGAUCAGAUGAUAACCGGAUAGCACCAAGGAUAAACCAGUUGUCCAGCAAUAUGGACGAUCCAGUCAGCACAUCAGAGGAGUCUGGAAAGAGUUCAAGCACCUUGAAGAUAAAUACUGGCAGUGCCUAUGACAGCAGUCUCCCCAGUAACUCAGACAAUGAUCAAACACUUCUGGGGAAAAAACAGGCAUCCAGAACUGCCUACUAUACCAGCCCAACGAACAUAACAGUCAGAUCAGAUGAUAACCGGAUAGCACCAAGGAUAAACCAGUUGUCCAGCAAUAUGGAAGAUCCAGUCAGCACAUCAGGAGAGUCUGGAAAGAGUUCAAGCACCUUGAAGAUAAAUACUGGGGAGGCAGCUCUUACCAUCAGAAGGAAGGACACCAGUUUAUUUUCUAUCUUCUCCUAUUCCAGCAUAAGAAAGCAAGAAAACACUUUCCAGAACACAAGACUAGAAUUCCAGGCAGGCAGCCCGAAGACCACAGUGAAUCUAACUUCUCCAUAUAAUAUUGUCUCUUUAAAAAGAAGCAAGAAAGGUAUCAGUCUGGCAGAAUCUGUGGAUUUUGUGGAUUCAUCUUCUGUGCAAAGUAAAGAAGAGAGACAGACAGAGACAAGUGGUGGCCACAUGAAUCUCUUGAAGGAAUUUGAGCUUUGGCUGCAGGAAGAGAAUUCCACACUGAACAAAAUCUGUAGCACAAAAGCAUUAGGCAGGGAGGAAAUGAAAUCCAGGCUCAGCAAGCUCCAGAGAUUACAGCUGCGGAUACCCCAGGGCCAGCGCUUGUUUGAAUCCUUGCUUGUUUCAAUGCCAGCCAUGGCUGUUACUGAUAAUUUAAGACUGGAAGACCUACGUUACCAAUGGAUGCUUUAUAAAUCCAAACUAAGAGAUGCUGGAAGCUCAUCGAGCAUAAAAACAUCUGAAGAGCUAAGAGGAAUAACUAAGAAGUCAUCUGGGGGUCUGUGCUCCUUCCUGCACCGGGUGUGCUGUGCCGCACUUCCACUCCAGCUGCUCCUUCUACUGCUCCUCCUCUUGGCAUUGCUUAUCCUUCUGAUGCAGGAGAGCCAAAACUGCGCCCUUUCCAACAACUUUGCCCGCUCCUUCAACUUGAUGCUAAAAUACGAAAGACCCCCUCCUACUUAAUCAGACAGCAUGGAUCAGAUUGUACUGUAAACAUUCUCUCCCUCCACUAUUACACGGCAGCUGUGUCUUGUAUAUAAAUCUCUUAGCAAAGGCUUACAUAAUUAUUAAACCUUUCGCGGCUUUAACAGAUAUUGCAGGCCACAUAAUCUGUGAGGGGUUUAUUUUAUUAACCCUGUAUAUAUAGCAGUUUUGUAUAUAAGAAAAUACAGUGGCAUAUUUAUACAAUUUUCCAAUAUUUAUAAUUUUAUGUACGGCAGGCAACAUAUGCCUUUUUUAAACCAUAUUUGUAAUGUAGUUUAGUUAUCGACAGCCACAGGUGACUGCAUGUGUGGAUUAAUCAAUAGUUGGUCUGUUUAUUAUAGGUCAAAAUACAUUCCUCAUUCAGUGGCUUUCUGGGGGGGGGGGGUCUAGGAAAGGAAAAACUGCUUUUUUACCUUAGUAACAGGUGAUAGUAGUAAUUAAAAGAAUUUGCAGGCUAGAUAUAGUUAGGAUUGUUCCAUUGCCUUGGUGCAACAAUUAGUAGACAAUGCCAAGUGACAAAUUAGGUUCUUGAAGAACUUUGGAAAGGAAGCAAUGCCACAGUAUUACAUGUCUUCAAAUACAUGUAUUGCAUUAAUGCAUACCAAAUAAACCAAAGCUAUGAAUCACCCACAAUCAUCAAUACAUUCAAGUUACUUCUUUUGCCACAGUAUUGCAUACUAAUAGUCAUUAUAGAUUCUUUAAUGCAUAUGCAAUCAUCCCCAGUAAUUGCAACAUUUCUUAUUCUGAAAAAUGUCUGCUAUAAAGGUUAUAUUUGCUAAAAAUAUUCAAGGUCUUCAGAACUCUACCUGUACUAUAAGUAGCAAAGUAUCAACCAAGGAAGAUAUUUCAUUUGCUGCCAUUUAUUGAGGGGUAAAAGACACUCUCCUGCCUUGUAUGAAGAGGUACUAGAUAAACUUGUCACCAAUGCUCAGCUUGGAAAGAGCACGUACAUAGAGAAGCUUGUACUGUAAGGUGUGUGUGCCUUUAAUAUUACAGUUUGGAUAUGUGAGACAGUUUUAUAACUUGAUAGAAAUAACAAACCCAAACAAAAAAGGUGUUGCUUAAUGUCAGCGUUACUCAAUUAUUACCAGCUUUAGCAGUUAGUAAAAAAAAAGCUGCGUAUGAUUUUGUUCCCUGGGAUGGCUGGUGUUGCGCGAGAUAAAAGCAGGGUGCAUUUGCCGAUGUUUGAAAGCUGAGUAACUGCUACAAGGCAUGGAGAAUAGCUUGACUUUAUUAUUUUAUGUAACAUGAGCAACAACUGGAAAAAAAGGCCUUGGUGACACAUCCUGGAAAUUUAAUUAGAAGCGGCAGUUAUUCCCUCAAAGCUGCAAGUUUGCCCCAAAGCGACCUGGCUUAGAGAUGACAUCAAUGUCACGCUAUUUGCACCAGAUAACCAACCAGGUUUUUUGUUUUUCUAUCAUUUGCUCCAAUUUUACAUUUCCCAGGAAGGUCUGUCUUAAUUUUAGUUGUCUUCCCAGGUACCAUGGCUGAGGUCUCUGAUUAUUAUGUUCUGGACACUGUUGUACAGAUUAUGGAAGUGUUAAAGGAAAUUAAGAAUUUGAUGUCAAGGAAAUGUAGGGGAGAUAAAGACGGAGGUUAAUGUUUUAUAUUGAUGAAAAUAGUCACAUGGCUUUUCAGUUAUUAUUGAAAUACAAAUUCCCAACAACCAUCUUUAGCAACUGGCAAUGGUUGCUGGAAAGUAAGGUUUUGUGGUGACUGAAGAGCCUAGGUUUGGUUACUAGCUGGUGUAGAACAAGUACAGUUUUUUACAGAAAUUAGAAUGUAUCUUUGAAAGUAAAAAUAAUUAUAGUAAAAUUGCCAUCUUAACUUCUGAUGAGUCGUUUUUUAUGGUCAUAGAAGGAAAAGAGGUGUCUCCUGUGCAGAACAGGGAUUCAAUGUCAGGAACAUUAGACAACUGUACAACAGAUGCUUACUUGGAUACAAAGUCAGUUGGUGGAGAGAAAAUUGUUCUACUCUGUUACCUAGAAGAGAGUUAAGUAUGUGAGACAAAGGGUCAGAUUCAAUUCAUUGAGAAAAAGGUUUAUCAUGUGAAAUCUCAUAGACGAGAUUCAAUGUGAGAUGCAAUUCAAUUGAGAAAAACUUCUCUCAAGGUUUAUCACUUGAAAACUAUUGAAGUCUAUGAGAAGAAAACUGGAACUGAAGUUGGAGAAACGUUUUAUCUCCUCUAAUUGAAUCUCGUCCAUGAGGUUUCACGUGAUAAACCAAAGAGAGAGGAAGGUGCUCAUAUCAUGAGAAUCUUUUCGCCUAUCCUUCUGUAUGAAUUAUAGAGAAUACCAUGAGUACCACACAUUUAGUAGCAUCAGAUACACUUACUUUACUGCUACAAAGAGAGACAUGUUGGCAUCUUCCAGAGCUAAGCUAGGCUUGGUGCUACAUUAUGGUGGAACAUUCUGUCAAGCUAUCCUCUGACCACGUGGCUGUUUUGGGAGGGAUAUCCCCAUAUUGUCCAUACUAAAUCAUAGCCUAGAGCUGUGCAUUCACCCUUACGAUACUUUCAUUUUGACGUGGUGUACAAAAAGUACGGCAAUUGAUAUCGGUGGGGAUGGUGAGGAAGCAGGAAUGAAAUAACGUUAUCUAGGUUGCAACAGGUUUCAGCACUUACACCCCCCUGUCCUAUCUGUCCUUAUCAAUGUGUUGCACUGCCUUUCACUCUGUACUGAGCCGUAUUGGCUGGAACUUGCUAAACCCAAGAUUACAGCAUUUAGACAUAAAUGGCUAAUAUAGAGAACUCAAUGCCUCAUUAGCUUGGAAUGAUAUGAUAAUCAGAUGACUAAACUAUCCAGCGGUGUUCUAAAUUAAUUAAUUGCUUUUUACAUAAAUAAAUGUAUUCCUUUUUAAAAGAAAGGGCGGUUUAGUUAAAAAGAUAUACUGUUUUUUUAAGUAGUGUUCUCUGCACAUUUAGAUUUAAACUUGUACCAGAAAAGGCACCUUUUAUUUGUGGAGCAAGUCACAUGGCAGCCUAGCUAUUGGUAUAAAGGCAAAUAUGGCUCGAGGUAGAGGGAAACUACAUAUGUAUGCAUUUACUGCUUUUGUCUGAGUGCUAAAUUCAUGUGCAUAUAAAUGUACAUUUACAUUUUUAUUAAAUGUAUUUAUAUGGGUAAAACAAUUUGUUUAACAGAUCUAUACCAGCAACAAGCAAUAUCUUGGCUAUACGUUAAUUACUGUCCCCACAUUAGUAAACUGAACAGCUCAUUUAUUAACAUAGGUGCUAAUAGCAAACAUGUUUUGAACAGCCUACUACAUGUUACAAACAUAAGGAUCAGAAAUGCUAUGGGUAAGUGCGCUAAUACAGCAUAAAGUAGCCCCUGUGUGUUUAGUAGAGAACCUCUAAAAUUUAUAUAAAUAAGGACUUCCAAGUUCCAGUACAGCUUUUGGGCAUUCUAGUGUUGUUUAAUGGCUGUAGAACCCACAUUUCCCUAGCAGAUUCAGUAUCAGUGAUUUCUGUCUCUCUAUACACCUAGAGGAAGAAAACCUUUGUCAUGUAAAAUAGAACUGUUGUUGACAAAAAAAUAUAAAAAUCAUGUGCUGGACAAACAGGUAAACGUUAACAUGUAAAUAAAAUAUUUUCCAUGCAUGA